Aspergillus brunneoviolaceus CBS 621.78 is the source of this 1272-nucleotide messenger RNA. RefSeq lists its product as uncharacterized. Lineage: Eukaryota; Fungi; Ascomycota; Eurotiomycetes; Eurotiales; Aspergillaceae. The transcript is spliced from 2 exons. The coding region runs from base 1 to 1272 and encodes 423 amino acids. The record is from RefSeq and is a predicted model, not a curated record.
AUGUAUGCUUCAGCAUCUACUCUCGUCACCGUUGCCUCGUUCGGACUUCUUGCGCGGGCUCUGCCCACCGCUCGCUCGCGCAACGAAGUUCCAAUAACGUUCUACGCGGCCGGUGGCGUGCAGCUCACACAGAGCUUUCCCACCGAUGGAGCUCCUAUCGCCAUAAACAACGGACUGAGCAUCUCCCGCAUCUCAUCCAGCACCCCGGAUGUUACAUGUGUCUUCAGCGGUAUCGACCACAGCAGCACCACUGUCCCAGGCGCCGCGAUAGUAGACGUCGGGCCUCCGCAGGCUCAAACCCAGGGCUACUGCUUUGUGAGCUACGCUCCAUCAUCAACCCCAGCGAGCUCAUGGGUACCUUCGCCGUCCGCCACUCCGCCAACCCUGAUCCAGCCUGAUGACGCGUGGACAAUCUGGGUUCAGCCGACAGAGACCCCGUCAGUCUGGCGUCGGUCUAGGCAGGACUUGCCGGCACCAGGCCAGGGCUCCGGCAAUGCGCCAGAACUGGAGGUUGAGGAUCCACCUACUUUUGCCCAGGAGCCGGAGGAGCCCUCCACUACUACUCCCUCUUCUGAGGAGAGUACCUCGCCGCCUCCUAGUCCUCAGGAACCGGUUAUUACGGACUCGAUGCCGGGUGAUUCGACUGCGCCGUUGACAUCCUCGUGCUCGACGACACCUUCCCCUAUAGUCACCUGCACUACGACUCCGUCGCCUGUAACAUCGUCGACUAUGACUCCGUGCCAUGAGUGCGAAUCUACCACGACACCGUCGGUUGUGACCUCCUGCACUACGACUCCCUUUCCUGUGACCUCGUGCACCACGACUCCCUCACCUGUGGUGCCGCCCACUACGACGCCAUGCAACGAGUGCGAGUCUACUCCUACCCCUUGUGUUGACUGCGAACCGACCCCCACUCCAUGUGAUGACUGCGAGCCGACCCCUACUCCCUGCAAAACCUGCAAAACGACCCCUCCUCCGUGUUCCGAGAAUCCUUGCGUCAACACGACCUGCUCCGAUGACACCUGCCCUGACGACAACUGCCCUGACGACAACUGCCCUGACGACAACUGCCCUAAGGGACCCUGCACUGAUCCAUCACCCAACCCAGUUGAGUGCCCCGACGCCGGCUGCCACGAGGACCCCUGCCCCGACGAGAAGUGCCACGACAACAACAAGCGUCCAUCAUACACCCCAUCUGAGCCCUCGGGGGACCACGUCGAGAUCACCUUCAACGGAGAGGUCAACGCCGACUUCGCCGAGUUUACUCAGUAA